AGUAGUGCUUUCUCCAUCUGUGAAAAUUUCGGUAAUGCCGGGUACCUUUCGCUUCUGCAGAAGCGCGGGAGUCCAAACCGCGAGCUCGGAGGAAAGCAACAGCGACUCCCUUGCAGUACCUGGGCAGUGCUGGUCCAUUUUAAUACGCGCUCUCUCCUCCUCAUGCAAAUUGGGUGGGCGGAUUCUGCAACUGCUUGCACCUGUGCAGGCUCUCUCCCGUCCUAAGCCACACCCAAUAUGCUAAUAAGGGGGCGUUCCCACACCCCUGAGCCAUAUCCCCACAAUUCAGCGCGCCUUCAGCUACGUGGAGCUGCUGGUGGUUGGCGGAGGGGGCGCCCUAUUGUGACGGAUCGGGCGAAGAAGGGGAUUAGGGGGCAGCGGGGGAGCGCUCCUCCCGCCAGGACGACACCAUGAGCUCUCUGGGUGGGGAGACUUCGUCGUCCGACGCCUCCUCUCCAUCCCCGCAGGAUGAUGGCAUGAUGUGGUGGUACCGUUGGUUGUGCCGGUUGGCCGGGGUCAUGGGGGGCAUCUCUUGUGCAAUUUCUGGCCUCUUCAACUGUAUCACCAUUCAUCCCCUCAACAUUGCAGCCGGUGUAUGGAUGAUGUUAAAUGCCUUCAUCUUAUUUUUGUGUGAGGCACCUUUCUGUUGCCAGUUCAUUGAAUUUGCAAACACAGUUGCUGAAAAGGCUGAUCGACUGAGGUCUUGGCAGAAAGCUAUCUUCUACUGUGGGAUGGCAGUUUUCCCUAUUGUCAUCAGCCUGACUUUGACCACCCUUUUGGGAAAUGCUAUUGCCUUUGCCACAGGAGUGCUCUAUGGACUUUCUGCACUUGGCAAAAAGUAUGUCUGUUUCUUCAUCUUGUUUUGAUGUUACCAAAUCAUUUAUUGAUAUUGACUGUUCUGAUACCUGUAACUAAGGAAGACCUGGAGAUUCUUCCCGUUUUGUAGUUGAGACUGUGUAGGAAUGCAGUGGCUGAGCAAGAUCAGCAGUUCAGCUUUUUUAAUGGCUUGAUAGCCCCUUUUAAUGUGCCAAGGGAGCACAUUACUGGAGAAAGACAGGAUAAACAUGCCCAAGACUCCCUGCGUGUCAUCCCCAGAUUGGAGAGUUCCACUGAGUUUCUCUUAAGAGUCUUACAGAACAGGGACAGCUAGGUGACACAAUGGAUAGAGCAUCAGCCCUGAAGUCAGAAGGACCUGAGUUCAAAUCUGGCCUCAGCCACUUAAUACUUCCUAGCUGUGUGACCCUGGGCAAGUCACUUAACCCCAAAUGCCUCAGCAAGGAAAAGAAUAGAAAAGGAAAAAAAAAAAAGAGUUUUACAGAAUACUUUUUCAGGAAAACCAAAGGGUUGAGGAGCUUAGUCACCAGAUCAUUUGGAGAUUAAAUGCAAAGAAUCAUGGAGUUGAAAAUUAUGACAAUAUUACAGAACCAAAGAGUAGGAGAUGAGGCAUCAGUGACACUCAGGUUGAGAAUUUCUCUGGUUUUCUGAAUCCCUAUCAGGUUAUUUCUUAUCAAUUUCUAGAGUUUAG
Molecule: messenger RNA, 1525 nt
Organism: Antechinus flavipes (yellow-footed antechinus)
Lineage: Eukaryota; Metazoa; Chordata; Mammalia; Dasyuromorphia; Dasyuridae
Gene: CACFD1
Product: calcium channel flower domain containing 1
Exons: 4
Coding region: 411-866 (151 amino acids)
Biological process (GO): vesicle-mediated transport
Cellular component (GO): membrane
Source: RefSeq, a predicted model, not a curated record